CUCCCCUCCCGCCCCCCCAGAAGUGGUAUCGCCCGCCAUAACCUUGGUGAGAAGGCAGGCGAGAGAGAGAGGCUAGUGCGCGUCGCACCGGCGGCAACAUGGCGGAGACCGAGCGGUCGCUCUGCGAGUACCGGGAGAAGCACGGCGGCGAGAGGGACGGCGAGGGCUUGAAAGCGGCGCCGCCGUUGCGGGGACGUGGCUGUGGAAGGAAACGGAAAGGAACGCCGGUAAAAGUCUUUGUAACGGCAGCUGAGGAGGAGAACAACCCUGAGCUCACAUUCUGCAGAGGUGAUCGCAAGGAAGCAGCAGAGAGUAAGCGUGCCACACCGGACGGGCCUCACUGCGUCACCCAACCCUCUCCCGGCAACUGCACCCCACCUGAGAAGGGCCAGGACAAAUUCCCCAGCACAUCCAAAGCCACCAGCUCCAGCUCAGCUUCCACCCCGGCAACCUCCUCGGCUCGAACCCCGACACCGGUCCCUGCCCCGGCCACCAACCCGGCCACCUCAGCCCAAGGGGCCCCUUCCGUGACCGCGGCGUUUACCGCACCGGCGGCCCCGGUAGCUUCGGCUACCGCCCCGGCCAGCAGCUCCUUCCCACCUUCCCCCAACUGUCGCAUCAGAGAGGUUCACUGCGGCAGCCAGGUGCGACUGGUGGUCAUCGCCAUCCGGGACAUCACCAAGGGGGAGGAGAUCACUGUGGACUACAGCCUGACCGAGUGGGGCGAGAACCUGGGUUUCCGUGGCUCCAUGUCUGCAGCACAACAGGAAUGUAACUCCGAGAGUCACAACUUAAGAAAGGAGGAGGAGCCAGUGUCGCUGACCCCCCAGCGACAUCAGCGACAGAAGCAACGAGCACAUCAAGACUUUGUCACCCCAUCUUGGUCCCUCUCGCCCUCCUCCUCUCCCAUCUCCCAUUCCGACGCCAGCGAGUCGGACGCCGCAGACGAGGACAACGCCAGCCCCCGCGGGCGCACGCCACGCCGCCGUAGGAGGCGGCGCGGCGCCCCUUCGAAGAAAAAGACCCCCAACCGGACACCGCCCGCCUCCUCCAGCCAUCCUCUCCCUUCAUCCCAGCCUCCACCUUCUCCCCCGAGCUCCGCCUCCACCAAACCUGUGUUCAAAGCUCCUGCUCUACUCGACUCAGGCAGCGUGAGCGCAAACGGCCAAAAAGGAGGCGUGUCCAUAGACGCCAUGCGCCAAAGCUGCGACUACUGCGGACGCCACUUCCGCUCCUUGGGCCGCCAUUUGGACAAACACCACUCGCACCAGCCGGACGUGUGCUCCGCCCUUGUCGAGCGCUACACGCAGAUGCACAACGCAAGUCCCGCCCCCGCCCCUGCCCCCGCACACACUCAACACCACCCGAGGGCGUCAGAGGCGGACCCCGCGGAGCGGAGUGGCGUUCAGGACCUCUCCUUGUCCCCGCCUCCUACCGCCACAGCCAAACAAUCGAGCCGCGCCUCCCCUUCACUCACGCCACCGCCGGGGCAGAGCGCGGUGCCCGUGUCGGUCCUGAAGAGGAGCCCGCCCCCCGUGGCCGCGACCCCGCCCAAGAAGGGAGGAGCCAAAAGGCUGAAGAGGGAACGGCAGGAGGAAGAGGAGGAUGAGGAGGUGGUGGAGGUGGUGGAGGUGAAGAGGAGCAAAGAGGAGGACGAGGAGUGUGCCCAGUCUUUCAGAAGUAAAGGGAAAGAGGAGGAGGAGGAGGAGGAGGUGGAUGAUGAGAGUGGCACGGAGGAGAAGGACAAAGACUCUCUCAGUUCCGGCCGUCACCAGAUGCUGCCUCUCCUGUCGUCGUUAUCUUCCCUGGUUCUGUACCUCCGACGGCUGCAGCACUCGGCCUUCCUGUCGCUGUCUCGCCAGCUGCAGUCCGCCGAGGCCUGGCGCCUCCUCUGCCACUCCAGCCUGGCGCUGCUCAUCCUGUACAACCGACGGCGCGAGUGCGAAGUCUCCAAGCUGUCCAUCACCGAGUACAGGGCCCGCGUCACCCCGCAGUGCCCCGUCCCCGUCCCGCCCGGCUCGCCUCCGGCGCUUACCCCGCUGGAGGCCUCUUUGUCUCCCUUCGAGCGGCUGGUGCUCCCCCACCUCCCGCGAGUGGGCGUGCAGGGCAAGCGCGGACGCAUCCAGCCCCUCAUCCUCCCGCCGCACUGCGAGCCCUGCCUGGAGCUCCUGCUGCAGACGCGGCAGGACGUGGGCGUGGACCCGGCCAACCAGUACGUCUUCGCCAGGCCGUACCACUCCCCCGCCACGCCCCUGCGAGGCACCGACCUCCUCCGCAGCUUGGCGCGCUCCAGCGGCACCCGCAAUCCCAGAGCCCUCACCCAGACGAGGGUUCGACGCCAAGUCGCCAUCUUGACCCAACUGCUGCUCCUGGGAGAGGGAGAGGAUCCGGGCCAGCCGGAGGGCAGCGCGGUGGAGAGGCUGGAGCACUUCCUGGAACGGGAGUACCACGUGACGCAGAACUGUGCCGACAUUGGCCAGGAUCCAGGCCUGAUGGGCAGCGUGGGCAGAGUGGUGCUGUGCGGCGAGAGAGACGGAGUCUUGUUCAGAGGGAUGAGCCUGAACCACAUCUGCUUGGAACUGGAUGUCAUGUCAGGAAACUCUGCCGACUCGUAUUCCGAGGGAGAGUCUGAAGGGGAGCAGAAGGAGAAGCCAGAGCCGCCCGCCCUCUCCCCCUCCCCCAAACCUGCGCCCACCCUGCUGUACGUCAGGAAGGGCAAGAACAAUGGCCGAGUGGGACGACCCAAGAAGCUGAAGAACAGCCCGGCGCCUCCCCAGUCUGCCACGCCCACUCCUCCACCACUUCCUGUCAACCGAAGGAGGGGUUCAGGUAAGCGCGGCGUGCUGAAGCGUCCGUGGUCGGAGGCGGAGCGAGCGGCGGUGGAGGAGCACCUGACCCGGAACAUCAACGAGCUGCGCGUGCCCGCCAAGGCGGACUGCGAGCGCUGCCUGCAGCAGUGCCCCCUGCUGGUCAGCAACCAGCGCGACUGGCGGGCCAUCAAGUUCUACUGCCACAACCGCAUCCAGCUGCUGAAGAAGAACCAGCGGCGCGACAGCGAGCUGCAGCCCCUCGCCGUGUGCUGAGGGCGGAGCCUCGCGCUCUGAUGAACGGUACUAAAUGUCACUUUGUCGUGAUGGCUUCUUAGUAGAUGUCUAAAGUCUAAGAUUGUGUUCAAGUCCCAAGACCUUUCAACAACAGACCACCAAAAAAUACAGCUUUGUAUUUUUUUGGUGGUCUGAGUUUAUAGCAUUCAGCGUGCGCCAUGUUGUAUAUGGACCAUGUUUUAAACCACACAGUGUUGUACCAACAUUAAGAAGUAGCUUUAGUACUAGAGACGUUGCAAAGACUACUUUCACUUUCCUUCCGUCGACCAGUUCUUCUAUUCAGCCACUGGACCUCCAUUUUAGGGGAACUGCACUUUAUUUUGGAGUCAUUCGCAACCCUCAAGUAAGACAUGUUGCUUCUUUUUUUUCAUGCAUUCUAACUCGUAAAUAAACUCUAGCAAAAGGCAGCUAACAAUAGAGCUAACGGUGGUCGUUCUGUUGCACCUAUAGAGCGCUCUAAGAAACAUCCAAGUAUAUAUGUAGUAAUUACAUAUGUCAUGCAGUAACAUUCAUAAUAACAUGUAUUAUAUACAUGAUGUAAGUACAUAUGUCAUGUAGUAACAUUCAUAAUAACAUGUAAUAUAUACAUGAUGUAAGUAUAUAUGUCAUGUAGCAACAUUCAUAAUAACAUGUAGUAUAGUAUAUAUGUAGUAUCUAGUAACAUUCAUAAUAACAUGUAAUAUAUACAUGAUGUAAGUAUAUAUGUCAUGUAGUAACAUUCAUAAUAACAUGUAAUAUAUACAUGAUGUAAGUAAUAACAUGUAAUAUAGUAUAUAUGUAGUAU
Molecule: messenger RNA, 3888 nt
Organism: Nerophis lumbriciformis (worm pipefish)
Lineage: Eukaryota; Metazoa; Chordata; Actinopteri; Syngnathiformes; Syngnathidae
Molecular function (GO): protein binding
Source: RefSeq, a predicted model, not a curated record